Molecule: messenger RNA, 1632 nt
Organism: Oncorhynchus kisutch (coho salmon)
Lineage: Eukaryota; Metazoa; Chordata; Actinopteri; Salmoniformes; Salmonidae
Product: forkhead box protein D1-like
Exons: 1
Coding region: 296-1333 (345 amino acids)
Biological process (GO): anatomical structure morphogenesis; regulation of transcription by RNA polymerase II; cell differentiation
Molecular function (GO): RNA polymerase II cis-regulatory region sequence-specific DNA binding; DNA-binding transcription factor activity, RNA polymerase II-specific
Source: RefSeq, a predicted model, not a curated record
CAUCGUGGAAGACUCGCCGUGCUUCAUAACUUUCUCAGCCUCCCUUUUCUCUGUUUAAGGCUAAAAGGUUGUUCCAUUUUGUGUUUGUUUGGAGAUAAAAGGCUUUGGAUUUUUUGAAGGGUUGUUUUUUCCUCUUGAAUGACUAACGUGAGAGGGGGCUGGAGCGCACAUAUUUUAAGCUUGUUUUUUUGUGAAUGGAGAGAGCAAAGCCUUGCGCGUGAGCAUCUAUCCCUUUCAAAGAACUGACCCUUUCCCACCUUGUUGGGGCAGGUGAUAUUGGUUCUGCCCGUGGACUAUGACAUUGGACUUGGAGCCCAUGGAAGAUUUUGUUAUUGACGUAGUAGGAGAGGGACUCAGGGAUAACGGAGAGGAGCAUCUCGUGUCCUUACCUUUGGAAGAGACGAGAAGCGCAGAGCAUGAACCCGAAACGUUUUGGUCUUCUAGUGGGCAGGAUGAGGAUAGGGACGACUACUCACCCACAUCGAAGUGUCCUCCAGGAGCAAAAAGUGGGCAGGAUGAGGAUAGGGACGACUACUCACCCACAUCGAAGUGUCCUCCUGCAGCAAGUACAAGCCCGGCUUCGAUAAAGCCUCCGUACUCCUACAUCGCCUUGAUAACAAUGGCCAUAUUACAAAGCCCAAAAAAGCGACUUACCCUCAGCGAGAUAUGUGACUUUAUCAGCCACCGAUUCGUUUAUUAUCGUGAGAAGUUCCCUGCCUGGCAGAAUUCCAUCAGACACAACCUUUCGCUCAAUGACUGCUUUGUCAAAAUGCCCCGGGAGCCUGGUAAUCCAGGGAAGGGAAACUACUGGACGCUGGACCCCAAUUCUUCGGACAUGUUUGAGAAUGGGAGCUUUCUGCGUCGAAGGAAGAGGUUCAAACGCCAGCAUUUUCGUUUCGGGGUGCUCAAGGAGCAAUCCCUUGAGCCCAGUGGCUUUCACAACUUUUAUGGUACUUAUGGACUCGGCACAGCGGGUCUUCAGCUACCCAGUUUGGAGAUAUAUCCAUUCGGCUUCCAUCACCAUGCGCACUCAUCAUGCGCUCCCACCAUCCCACCUGUUAGCAGCCUGCUACCGGCUUUGUCGAGCCUGUUUACCCGGAACACUUUCGCUGCCAAGGCUUUUCUUCAAUCACAACAGCCUGUUACUAUCGGGUCCUUCAAUCCGAGCCGCUAUGCCACCUUUUCUUCCGCUUUGACCUCCUGCGCUCCCUACGCGUCCCCUGCGCUGUUCCACUCCGCGGCGUCUCCACAUCUCGUCAGUUUACAUGAAGAAUAUCAGAAAUUACAAACUCAGCGCAGCACCUCUGACCUGGCUAAUGAGCAGUGCUUGUGAAUAUUUGAGUUGUGUUUCAGACUUUAAAUUGUGUAUUUGUAUCUCAGGUGAUAGAGAUUUUUGAAGCUCUUGUGGAAACACAGGUAUUUGGCAAAUGGUAAUUGGAUGGACUUUCUUGUUGAUCUAGGCCUAUUUGAAGAGUUCUUAAGCAUGCUGUAGAUGUAUGCCUUGCAUUGAUUACAUUUGUCAUAGCAUCUUGCGUUUUUCUUUGUAAAGUAUGAAAUUACAUUUGUUCAUUGAAAUGCAAAUAUUUAACUGACGAGUUUCCUUUUACAUUUGGAAAGAAAUAAAGUGAAUUA